CAGUGAAAUUUUAUGUAUUGAGAAAAUUAAUAAACUUGCGUCAAAAUGAGUUACAAGCACAAAAACACCACACAAAAAAUAAAACCUAUACCCCAUAUUUCUAGUAAAGGAGAAAAUAGUAAAGCUCAGUUAUAUGUACCAGAACCUAGUCCUGUAGUUCAAUUGCAUCCUGUAAAAGAAGAAUCAAAAGUAGAAAUAUCUCGACAGGACUCUUUCGACAACCAAGAGCAGGAAGAGGAAGCGCAGGAAAGAUUUCAAAAUGAAAUUAAGAGAUUUAUAGAGAUUUCAAAACAUUUCUCAAGUCCCAUUCAUAAGACAGCUUCUUAUAUUUGCGAAAACCAUUUGGUGUCAUUCCCGAACCCAUUUAGAAUACAAUAUAGACGCGGCGGUGUGACAACACAACGCAUGAAGUUUACUAACCUUACUUUGGAGCCAGUCUACAUAAAGCUUUAUAAACUCAUACCCGAAUUAGAACAGCUCAAGUACAUAAAUCUGUCUUUGGCGAGGUGCAAGCGCAUACCUCCUGGCCUUUCGUUUACUUUAGGCUUCGUGUACGAUGACGUCAAUGAAAAAUCAGCCGUAAAUGCGAAAAUGGUCUUUGUAGCUUCUAGAAAAACGACAACACCUUGUUAUCAAGUUUGCGAAGUCGAUUUGAUAAUUGAAGCGCUUAAAAUUAGAUUAAUUACAGUUUGAUAUAUGCUUUAGGGAAAAAUCUAUUGUUAUGUUACAAAAUUUCGUCUAAGAGUAAAGCGGGUAUAAGUAUUUCCUUUUUGCAAUAAAAUCCUUU
Hyposmocoma kahamanoa is the source of this 787-nucleotide messenger RNA. RefSeq lists its product as uncharacterized. NCBI's taxonomy places the organism in Eukaryota, Metazoa, Arthropoda, Insecta, Lepidoptera, Cosmopterigidae. The record is from RefSeq and is a predicted model, not a curated record. Bases 46 to 693 code for a protein of 215 amino acids. The transcript has a single exon.